Molecule: messenger RNA, 863 nt
Organism: Suillus paluster
Lineage: Eukaryota; Fungi; Basidiomycota; Agaricomycetes; Boletales; Suillaceae
Exons: 5
Coding region: 201-734 (177 amino acids)
Source: RefSeq, a predicted model, not a curated record
UCACAGUGCAUUCUGAACGUCAACCAAGUACUGCCAUCGCCGCGGCUGACAUCAAACAUGAUUUCGGUCAUUGGAAUACUAGUACUGUCUGAGGGGUAUAUACACCCCCUCGGCGCUGCUGCUUCUUUCCUAUCGCCUCGACUUUCUUUAUACACAUUUCUUCCCGCCCGCCAUUUAACUAUCUCCAACCGUUUUACAUCAUGUCUCCUUCUAAGAACGCGUCUGGGUUGACCCCAUCAGAGUCCAAAUCUCUUGAGGAAAGGAACCCCGAGACCAGGGAACAGAAGGUUCUUGUAGCCAUCAAGGAGAUGUACUCCUGCAAUCCUAAUGAUACCACAUUCGACAUCUAUUCUGAGGACGCUGUCUUUCACGAUCCCGUUGGUAUCGCAACGGGUCCAAAGUCCAUUCGGGCUCAGUUCCAUGGUCUUGCAAAGCUCUUCGAAAAGGUGGAUAUUCCAAAGUUCCGCGUCCUCAAGAACCCUCCUCUCGUACCCCGGAGUACCAUUCUAGUAGAUCAGGAUGUAGCGUACUACCGAUCUGCUUUCUCAUCCCCUACCAAGACGAUGAAUUCUCUCUUGACUCUUGAGCUCGAUGAUGAAGGAAAGCUGAGGCGUCAUACAGAAGAGUGGGAUCAUGAGAGGACAUCCAUCUCUGACGAUGGAUUCCUAGGGAUGAUCAACGAGCACAGGAAGAAGCUCUCUGCGUCCGCAACCGAGGUCAUCUUCGGCAAAUAGUGAGAUGAGCCGUAUACGUCAUAUUGUGAGAUAUGUACUGGUAUCACUGAAUGUUGCCGCCGCUGCGUAGUCUCCGGCAAAGUUUCGAAGUUACUUACUACAUUCCGUCCGCCCGCGUAAGCCCUAACG